AAGCCUAGAUGUGACGGUGGCGCGGUGUGUUGUGCGUUGAGGGCCAUUGUGAAUUGGAUUGAAAAGAUAAAGUUUACAAAGUAAUUAGCACAGUUUGAAGCAUCAUUUGUUUUUACUGACAAAAUUUUACUCCGUGGUAACUUUGUGUUACUGAAAUGAAAUUUGGUGAAAAUCGAGGAAUUAAAUAACAGAUUGCGAUACGCUGUAUAUCGACAGUGCCAAGGAGGAAGACAAGCGACUCGUAAUUCGAGAAAUUGCUGUUCAAGAUGGCGGCAUAAAAACUUGUACUGCAGUUGUGGAAUACGUGUAAUAUCUAUUUAAUAAUUUAAAGUACAGAUUUUAACAACUUUAAUUAAAGAUGAGCCCAGUUGACUCGCAUUCCGAUGCCUCUGUUGAAGUGUUAAAUGACAAGAAAGUAGCAGAGAAUGAAGGGGCUGAUAUUGUAAAGAAAUCUAAGAAAAAGAAACAUAAGCAUCAUCAUAAGCACAAGAAACACUUAAGUGAUAAAGACGGAAAACAUGAAAAAAAACACCACAAGAAAAAGAAGCACAAGAAAGCUGCUGAAGUCCCUGAUGCUGCUGAAGAAAUUAAGCCAAAGGAAAACAUAUCUAUUAAAAUAUCAUCUGAUGGCUCAAAGAGAGAAGUCAGAGAAGCAAGUAAACCAAAAAGUGAGGAAAAAAUUGAGUCAAAAGAGACCAAAAUUUUGAACGGGAGUGACACGGCUCAUAAAGUAGAGCAGAAAGUCAAGAGUGUAGAGCCUCAGAAGAAACAUGACAGCAGUAAAAAUGGUGAUACAAAAAAUGAGAUAAAAGACAAAAGUGUAAAAGACACCAGUGUAAAAGUUACUGUGGGGAAGGAUGAUAGUGUCAAAAGUUUAGGAACUAAAGAAAAUGGUGAGAAGUGCUUAGUUGUGAAGAAUCAUAAUUCAAAAGAAUCACAUGUGGUUGAUAUAGUUAGUAAGAAUAAAGGAAACAAAGAGACAGGCUUGAAACCUUCACCAGCUAAAACACAUUUAAGUACAAAGAGUGAAGACUCAUCUGAAGAUAACGACAUUAGAGCUAAAGACUCAGAGUCUGACAUAGACAUUACUGUAAUAGAAGAUGACAUUGAUCUUGAGGAUCUCAUGCGACAAAAGGCACUGCUUCAAGCGAGACUUGGAGCAUAUAUGUCUGAAGAAGAUGAUGAAGAUGAUGAUGAUCGAUCUGAACUCCGUGGAGAUGCUAAACCAGUUCCUGAAAUAAUAACUUUAGGUGAUGAUGACUCUGACGUAAAAGGGCAUUCAAGUAAGAGAAAACAUGAAAGGAAGAGACGUCGGCAUAGCAGGAGCAAGAGCAGACAUAGAGAAGAUAAACGAGAUGAUAAACGGAAAGAAACCAGAGAAGAGAGAGACCGUGACAGGAAAAGGAGCACAUCAGAUGUAGUGCGAGAUGUGAAGAGAAUCAGAGAGAGUCAUAGUUCAUCCAGACGAAAAUCUGCUGAUAGAUCUCCUCUUAGGUCAUAUGAUGGAAGAAGAUCAUCAGAUAGAAAAAUUAGGGAUGAUGUUUCUAGAAGAACUGGCAUUGCCAAGGAAUCUUCAAGAAGAAGAAGCAGCAGAAGCCGUUCCCCAGUUCAUCAUGGUUCAUCACGUUCAUAUAGCAGAACUCGAGAAGCGAACAGUCACCGCUCACUGGACAGAGAUCGUGAACGUGAUCGAGAAAGAGAACGUGAGAGGGAACGGGACCGAGAACGUGAGCGGGAAAGGGAACGUGAACGCGAAAGAGAGCGAGAAAGGGAACGUGAUAGGGAACGUGAAAGGGAACGUGAGCGAGAAAGACUUAGACUUGAACGUGAUAGAGAACGUGAGCGUCAUCGUGAUCAUGACAGAGAUCACGAUCGUGACCACAGUCGACGACAUGGCCGUUCCAGGAGUAGGGAUCGACAUCAUUCAUCCAGAGGUCACUCCAGUAGGUCCCGUCAUGGUAAAGGGAGAGGAGAAAGAAAUGAUAAGUACAAAGACAGUCUGUCAGAAGGCUUGAAAGCUGAAAAAUCUUCAUCUGAAGAAGAGUGUUGUGAUUUUGACAUUGAAGAAGAUGAAGAUGAAGAACAAAUUAUUGAAAAGAGAAGGAAACAGCGGGAGGAACUACUAAGAAGGUUAGGAGCAUUAAGUGAAGAUUCUAAUGCUUCGAAUAUGAACAUGUCUGGGCAAAGCAGUGUUUGUGAGAAACCAGUUAACUGUCCUGACAAUUGCAAACCAAAUGUACCUGAAAUAAAAACUGAGACAAUAAAAACAGAAGAUGAUAAUGAGGACUCAAAACCAAAGGAGAAAAGAAAAUCACGUUUUACAUCAUAUGAUCCAGCUGCUGUUAAGGAAGAAGAAGAUGACAAAGAAAAUAAGCAAGAAAGGAAAGAUCGUAAAGAUGGGAAGAAAAAUGAAUGGGAUAUGUUUGCUGAGGGUGACAAUUUAGAGGCACUAAAUAGUCCAAGUACAGUUGACAAAGCCCACGGUGGUCCAGAAAAUCCUAGUCUCACUGAUAACUGGGAUGAUGCAGAAGGAUAUUAUAGGGUCAGAAUUGGGGAAAUCAUGGAUGGUCGAUAUGUUGUUUAUGGAUACACUGGUCAAGGCGUAUUUUCAAAUGUAAUACGAGCUAGAGAUAGUGCAAGAGGUAAUAUGGAUGUGGCUGUGAAAAUAAUACGCAACAAUGAAAUUAUGCAUAAAACAGGAUUAAAGGAACUAGAAGUUCUGAGGCGUCUGAAUGAUGCAGAUCCCGAUGACAAAUUCCACUGUUUGAGGCUAUUCAGACAUUUUUUUCACAAAAACCAUUUGUGCAUGGUGUUUGAACCUUUGAGUAUGAACUUGAGAGAGGUUUUGAAGAAAUAUGGGAAAGAUGUUGGGCUUCAUGUAAAAGCAGUUCGUUCUUAUAGCCAGCAGCUAUUUUUAGCCCUGAAACUUUUAAAGAAGGCAAACAUUCUCCAUGCAGAUAUUAAACCUGACAAUAUCUUAGUUAGUGAGAGUAAACUGGUAUUAAAAUUGUGUGACUUUGGAUCUGCUUCACAUGUGGCUGAAAAUGAAAUUACACCUUACUUAGUAAGCAGGUUCUACCGAGCACCUGAAAUAAUUCUAGGCAUUCCAUAUGAUUUUGGGAUUGAUAUGUGGUCAGCUGGUUGCACCAUAUAUGAACUGUAUACAGGAAAAAUCAUGUUUGCUGGAAAAACAAAUAACCAGAUGUUAAAAUUUUUUAUGGAUCUCAAGGGCAAAAUGCCAAAUAAACUGAUCAGAAAAGGAUCAUUCAAAGAACAGCAUUUUGAUAGUAAUUGUAAUUUCCUGUAUCAUGAAGUUGAUAAAGUGACUGAAAGGGAAAAAGUAGUGGUCAUGUCAACGAUUAAUCCUACUAGAGAUCUGCUCUCAGAACUGAUUGGUAAUCAGAAUCUACCGGAGGACCAAUUGAGAAAAGUAAACCAGCUGAAGGAUUUGCUUGAGAAAAUUCUCAUGUUAGACUCCUCAAAACGUGCUGCAAUCAACCAAGCUUUGACUCACCCAUUCAUCCAGGAGAAGAUAUGAGCUGUACUCAUUUGAGACCAAGUUGAAAUGUUGUUGAGAGAGAAUAGAGCAGAAUCGAGGGCUGCUCUGGCAAGGGCAGAAUGUGGCCUCAUGUCUGGAGUGUGCAGUAUCUUCAGACGUGUAACAGUUUCAAGCAUAACGACUCCUUGGUUAUGAAGAUUUACGGAUGCAGACCAUUUUACUUCUUUGGCAAAGACCAAGUUUAAGCAUCCCAAGGUAUUUCUUUUAACUCUUUUUGAAGGUUUUAAUUUAUUUUUCUCAUAUACUGAAGUGGUAGGUGAGUAUACAAGCAUGUGAAAUGGAGAAAAUUGCAAUAUGCAGUUUUCUACAGUGUUAGCAGGAAAAACUAAGGAUUCAGGGAACACACACCUUUUAAAUUUGUUAAUUGACUUCUGGUGGCACUUUGCGGACAAUAUUUUAAUAUUGUUUGUGAACAUAUUAUUUGAAAAGUUUUCUACAGAUUUUUUUUUAGUUUUUUAAUUUUUUCUUGUAAUGGAAGUUAUUCUUUUUAUGGCUAUGAUAUACUGUAUCUACCCAAGUAUAAGAUGGCCCUGAAUAAAAGGUGAAAUCAUACUGGCUUGGCUGAGAACUAGAAUGGGUGUGGGGAGGGGAGGUUUAGGCCAUUUAAUGAUUCAUUCAUUUUCAUGAUAUUAGAAGAAAUAAAAUCUUCUGUCUUUUUGUGUACUAAGUCUGUCAUCUGUGGUAUCAUUACUUUUAAUCAUCGUCGUCCUAAUAGCACAGUUGUGAAUUUUAUAUCUGAGGUUAUUGGUUACAAAGAAAACAGAGAUUGCAAAUGUUCAUAUCAGAUUUUACUUCUAUACUGAUGUCAGAAUGUUAGUGUGUUUCUUCCUUCCGAACAUAUUGCCUACCUGCUGCUCUCUCUUUGGCUGCGUCAACUGAUCCCUCCCUACCAUAUUCGUUCCCAUUAUACUUCACGGUGAGCAUCGACAACAUUACUGCAGGGAACACAUAAGUAUGCCUCUCAUCCUACCUGGACUUUACUGUCUUGUGCAGAAAUGUAUACCAUUGUUGUACAUUUGUCCAAUUGUAAAUUUAAUUCAAAUGGAUUCAGGCAAACUGUGGCAGUAUAGGUUUCCACAGUUGGCAGCUUGACAUAAUUUGCUGUGUGUUCACUGCUCCCCUCACCACACCCAUCCUAAUUCUCAGCCAAGCCGAUCACUGUUCCCUCUCUAACCCUUUCAUAAUGCUGUGCUGAGCAGCUCUGAAGCAUGGACUGCAAUAUCUGCUAGGGUCCAGGUCAUAUGUAACACCACCAACUAAUACCUAAAUAAAAGAUUGCAAUUAUGCUUCAGUAAAAAUUUUAAAAUUUUGCUCAUCCUGCGAUCUAAUGGUACCUGUUGGUACUAUGCCCACAAAGGGGUUGGUACUAUCUCCACGACAGGUCUUGCCGCUGCAGUUAAUUCUCAUGAUAACAAUUGUUGUCAGUUUAAUAUGGUCUGUUUAGUUUUUUUAGACAUUCAGUUCUGGAAUAAUUUUCUUUCUUGUUUCAUUUGAAUGUCACCAUCUUUAUCUAAAUCUGAUUAAACGUUUUAUUUGCAACCCACCUGAGAAAUCAUUACGGUAUCUCAUAAUCAAAUGAAAUAUUGACUUGCGUUCAGAACCAAUUGAUGGUUUUUGAAAGGUAACAUUUUUGCCUUUCAAUGUUUUUAACUUCAUGUAACAAAUACCAUAAAUGUUUGUGCACGGUAUCCAUACACGUAUGAGAACUUUUAUUGCCAACUUGUUCAAAUGCAACAAGAAUUUGUAAGAUAAUAGCAUUUAAUUCCAUGUCCUCCUGUGUGCCACAAAAUUUUCAAAUCAUAAGCAGAGCAAUGGAUUGUUGAGGUGGCUAGUUGAUAGUUUUUCACUUAUUCUUUGCACUAGCACCAUGCGAGUCAAAGAUCACAUGAUUGUCGACCAAGGACGAUACUAUAUCAAGUGCUUUGACGUAUCAGGAAACCUUGAACUUGUUUGAGCAUGAGUAUCAUUUGCCCUACCUUCACUUGCUCAAGCUCUGUUAGUAAAUGUAAGACGACACCUAUAUGAAUGUAAAAAUGUUGUCCUCAGCAGGAAUAGUUCAAUAUGUGAGUAUAAGACAACUCCAUAAUUUUUUGAAUGACGAAUUUUAAGAGAAAACCUUGUCUUGUAAUUGAGUUUAGGUAAUUCAUUCACCUUGGUUUUAAUCACAAUUUUAUUUCAUUUGACUUGCAACCACCAAAAGAAAUGACAACAGAUAUUUUAAAAGGUGUGUAUUUAAUAAUGCUACACACCAAUCAAAUACUUUCAGAUCUUGGCAAGUGACUGUUUUUACUAGAACAUAUAAUAUUUCCUUAUGAACAUAAAAUGGUGUACUUCUGUAGCUGUACUUGCUGCAACAGACAUUUGUUGUUCUUGCUGUCAUCCUCGGAUUGAAGACUGGUUUGAUGUGGCUCUCCCCACUAGCCUAUCUUGUGCAAGUCUUCUUGUCUCUGCUUGAUUGUCGCAACCUACAUCAACUUGUACCUACUUUUUGUGGUUCACCCUUGUCUCUCAUCACUGUUUUUUACCACUUGCACUGCCCUACGUUACCAAAUUAACCAUUCCUUGAUGCCUCAAGAUGUGUUGCAUCAACCGAUUCCUUCCACAUUGUACCAUAAAUAUCUUUCCUCAUAGAUGCAGUACCUCUUGAUUUAUUAUUCAUUCUACUUAUCUAAUCUUCAGCAGAUUGAUUGUAUACAUUUUUAAUUUAGAGUGUUACACCUUGAUGGCAGCACUGUGGUGUGACACAAGUAAGUGUUCUGCAUUUCAAAUAAUACAUAUAAUACUCUGUAGCUUAGAAGAAACCAAACACAUUUUGCACUGUUAUUCUGUGAGGCAUGUGGUCUAUUCUUGCGUUAAUAAUUAUUUUUCUCUCAGACCUAUUUGCAAGAUGAUGUUUCUUACAAGAAGUAUAUUUUUAGCAUUGAUUAAUGCAUUUAUAAUAAAACAUACAAUUAAAUUAUGUUGAAUUGUUGGACAGACAGUGUCUAUCUAACCCUUUUCCAAUUCAACAUUACUGAUUGUUUCCCAUGCAAGCCAUGGCUGUCAAGGUAUUUGGUUUUUUUCCAUUCAAUGAAGCGCUGUUGUCAUGUUGCCAUCACAUUCCCGAUAUUCAGAUUCGCAGAUUACCUACAAGUGAAGUAACACAAAAAUCUUAGAUAAUACCAUACAGCUGCAGGAAAUAUUUUUUUAAAUUCAAUUCUGUGAUAAUUUUCUCCUUUUUUGUUUUACUUAGAUACGUGCAAAUAAAUUAAAUUUAGAAUAUUAUGAACUUACCUGUGCAAGUAUUUUGUAUUUUGUCAAGUACUUUAAUGUAUUGUUCUUUACUUUCCACUAUUGUAUUUGAAAUAGCAGAUGGCAAGGUAAUGACUACCUCUUACUCCCUGUCCUCCGUUGUCCUAUUUGUUAAACAGAAAAUUAACAAUCAUAGGCCUUUAAAUUUAUAUUUUAAAUUCCAUUUCUGAUAAUGUGUGUUUAUGCUGUAUGUUCAUUUGUUAGGCAGUAUGCUAAGAUAUUCUUCUAAGUAAUUUAGCCGUCAAGUUGUCAACUGAAAGAUGGCUUUUUUUCUGGCUUUUUAAUUUCCUAGACACAUAGUAGCUCACAAGCCUGAUUGCUUUGGGGUUUCUUUUGUUAAAUGAACAAGUUAUUUUAACACAGUUGUCUUUACAUUUACGGUUUUAUUCUAGCCAUUUACAGUGGUUAGUGCAAAUAUUUUUAACCUUCUCUGUUAUUAAUUAACAUCAUAAGAAGGAAAUAAAUUAAUUAAAUUCCAUAUGGCAUAGGUUAAAAAUAUGAUAUUCAAAUGUUUGUGAAAAUGAUACGACCACAAUCAGCAAGUGAAAAAAAAAUAGGGAAUACACAUAUGCCAUUGUGUUAUAUGUAUGAUACACAGAAUAUUAGCUGACAGACAAGUCAGAUUAUUGGUAGAUUUUAUUAUUGUUACAUUUACGAUACUAUUUUAUCUUCCCUCCAGCUUCCCCACCCCAGUAAGACCUUGCAACAAAAUUCCUACAUAAUCAUUCUGCUGACAGCCACAUUCCUAUUUAUUUGCUUACUCUCAGCAUUUCUGUAAAUGAUUGUUUUGAGGCAUGUUUUCAUUUUGUAAAAUUGAACAAUGGAAAGGCCACGUUGGAAUAUCAACAAUAUUUGAAAAGGAUUGAUUACUACUCAUUGUAAAGAUGACACAUGGGUCGCAGACAGGCUCAAAGAAGAAACUGUUACAUAUGGAGUGUUCAGCCAAAAUCUUCAGAAAGGAGAAAAAACACACCACAUUCACACACACAGGCACAUCUUGCGUACACAUUACUGCUAUCUCCAGCUGCUCCGUCCAGAAUGCAAUGAGGCAUGAUGAGUAGCAGCAGCAAUCUAGUGGGGGGGGGGGGGGGGGGGGUAGCAGGGUAUGGUGGGGGAUACUCCUCUUUUGCAUCUAUAGGGCAGGCCAGCAACCCAUCGAGUGGGUAUGACCACACUCGAACAGGUAUUUUCUUUUGUAAAGCUACUGUAAUCACUGUCCCUCACUAAAGCUGCACGUUUUCCUUCAAUGUACGAUGUGGCUCACCAUAUGCAAAUUAAAGAGAAAACCAAUGAACAGUAUCUCUACAUUUAUACUUUAUAUGUUAUUUUAUGUUUCUCUUUUCUUAUAUAACAACUUUCGGCUGCAAUUAUUAUUCAUCUUUAGGAAGGCAUCAGUAUACACAUCCCUUCUCUGUAGUGAUAUGGAUCCCCACACACUGUUGUUAUACACCGUAUUUUUACAGAGGAAGUGUGCAUACACUAAACUGCAGUACUUUAAAAACCUGUUAAAUUGAGCAUAAUUCAAUAUCCACAGAAGAUACUGCACUAGUGAGUGCUUUAGUGCUUGCUGUUCGGUAUAAUAACUUUGUCUUAUUGAGGCUCUCUCACUCCCAACUUUCACCUCCACUGCAUAGGGCUUACGAUUCAUCUCCUACAUCCAUUAGAGCAUAAGCUAAUUCCCCAAAUUUGAUCUCCUACUCCCACUAACAGCAGUCCUCAUCACAGUUCUACUUUCUGUCAGGAGUUUUCAAAAGUUUGUUUCCAACAGGUGCUGAAACAUACCAGCCAUUGGAAGUUACUGUCCCUUGAGUCAUCAUAGUAGCUUCCAUCCACAGUGGAGAGACCGACCUGUCAUCUCCAGGCUGGAGAUGAUAGGUCUCUCGUUCUGUGAAUGAACUCUGUCUUCUGCAAAAUGCAAUAUUUUCCCUGUUUUAUUCUAUACACAGAUAUGGUCAGCUAUACAAACAUGUUUCAGUAUCUCUGUAUCAUCCUCAGUGGGUCUCAUUUUAUUUCUGUAAAAUACAUCAAAACAUGUUUGGCUAAAUAAUAAAAAGGAAGAAUGUUGUGUUUUGCAGAACAUGGAGUCUUAAAAACUCGAAUUGAAUUUUUAAAUGUGCAAAAGCAGCAACAUGAGCUUCCAGCCACAGCAAGAUGAUGAGUUAGAAAAAUUGGAAUGUGAAAAGAAGACAGUAGAUGAGCUUUUAUGCUAGCAAGUGCUGACUCGUGUGUCCGAUAAGGCUGAAGAUCUCUGGUAGGGAUGUAUAAGCAAUUCAGAUGAAACAGUGAAAAUAUAGCAUUAAUCUCAGUGGCAUGAGAAAUUAUUUGAGUUGCCUGGAGAUAUGGCAUGGUGCUACUUACUUCAGGAUAUGAUCGAGAAGAAAGGUAAUUAUCCAGAAAACAGGUUAGGAGAUAAGUGGAGGCUUUGCAAUAAUCUUGGAGUGCAGGGGAGGGGGAGGGAAGUGGGGAGUAAAUAAAGCAGGAGUCACUGAAGUAUUAUUAAUAUUUGAAGUUCAUUUGUGAUGAUUAAAAAUGUUUAUUUUUAUGAGAUAAAGUAAAUAUUCAGAGAUGUUGUCACAUAACCAUACUGAGCGAGGUGGUGCAGUGGUUAGGACAUUGGACUCGCAUUUGGGAGGAUGGCAGUUCAAACUCACAUCCAGCCAUCCUGAUUUAGGUUUCCCAUGAUCACCCCAAUCACUUCACCUAAAUGCCAGGAUUGCUCCUGUGAAAGGGAAUGGCCGACUUCCUUCCCAUCCUUCCCAAUCCGAUGGGACUGAUUAGCUCGGCUGGGAUGGUUCUUGUGAAUGGGCAUAGCUGACUUCCUUCCCUGUCCUUCCAAUGGGACUGUUGAACUCACUGUUUGGUCCCCUCCCCUAACUCAACCAACCAGCCACAUAACAGCCCACUUUGACAUCCAUUGAGUCAUAUUCCUCACUAUUUCUCAGACUCUAAAAUCAUGUGCUGACUUUUAAAUACGUGUCUUUCAUGAGAAAUUCUUUGAUGCCAAAAUCCAAACUUUCAUCAGUGUGUCUGAAAAAUAGAGUAAAAAAAGUCAGUAGUGAAAGAGUUGGAUGCAGAAGAAUGGGAAGAGAUACUACUGCUGAAAAAAAUAUGCUGCCAUUGGAAAAAGAUGCAAGAAAAUCACAGUUGGCAGUGUUUAUUUCACAUUGUAUUUGUAUGCCAUUUAUAACUGUUGAAAUAAUAAAAAAUUCACCUAAAAAUCUUAAGUCUAAUCAUAAUACAUACAUGCAUAAUACAUCGUAAUUGAUUGUAUACUUGCAUUUACUGCUCAGGAUAGCUUCCUUAUUAGAAAUGUACUGACUCUUUUUGGAACAAACGUUAUUGUUAUAUUCCCUCUUAUUAUCUGCCUUUAAACUGUAAAAUGUAAGAAUUUAUUAACUGACAUUAGAAAUUUCUAAAUUUAGUAUAGAAUCAUUUGUCUGAGAAAUUUUGUUUGCAUAAAUUUACAUGUUUUUAUGUCUUUUUUUUGUUUACUUACAACAUCCAUAUUCUGGCCCUGAGAACCAAAGCAGUGCUGACUGGCUGCAGGAUCAUCCUGUGCCAAUGGUGUCAUUUGGAUGCAGUAUGGGGGGACAUGGAGUCAGCGUAAAACCUUUGCUGCUAUUAUCAGAUUUCCAGACCGUGGAGCUACCGCUUUUCGUUCAAGUAGCCCCUCAGUUGGUAUUAUUAGGCUAAGUGCAUCUAGUUCCAGUCCUAGCAAGGUAAAAUCCUAGCAGUAGCACAAAUUCCAGCUGGGUCUUCCACAUGGUAGUUGCUCACCAAACACCGAGCUAGGGAGACCUUGUAUAUACAAGCACACUAUUCUCGUUGGAAUGAGAGUUCCUUUAUACACACACAAGUUCUACAUUCCCAAUUCUUCUGUUGAGUCUGUUGUCACUAUGCAGGAAGCAUACACAAAAAAAGAAUUGAUCCUUGUUCUGAACCAUGAGUUAAGCCAUUCUUGAUCAGCUGUAAAUUAGAGCACAUAUUUACAUUAAGACUUUUUUCCCCAUCCUACAUACAAUUUCAAGUCGUCGUGUGCUUGGUUGUGUGUUCCAGAGUAUUACACUUUUGUUUAGAUUGGUGUGGCAAUGGCAAAUAGAGGUAAAAGGUUUUUGAAAGAUCCUGAAACAAACUGAGCUGCAAAUUUAAUUAAUGCUGCAAUAGUAGAUCCAUUUCUUGUUACCAUUUUUAUAUACAGGCACAUCCUUACACUUGAGCCAUUUGAAAAUAAUGCUCACUUUAUUGUUGAAUUUAUCAAAACCGUUUUUGUGUUCAUGUCAAUAAGAGAAACUUUUUAUCAGCAUUGUAGAUACAUCUUCUAAAUGCACAUUUUCUUACAUUAGUUUCAUUUUUAUGGCAUGAAAGAUAAAACUGAAGAGAAUUGCAGAUAAGAAUAACAUUAAUUGGGAGAUGAAACCAGUUACUGAUCUGAUACUUUUUGUGCAGCAGCUAAUAGGAAGAUUGUGUAAGUAUUUGAAAGAAGUGGUGUUAAGAACAUAAAGCAUGCUAAACCAUGAUUGACAAUACAAGGAAAAGUAUAAUGCCCCAUAUUGAUAACAAUUGUUUUAGAGAUAAGUAAUCAUAUUUGAAAUAUUGUGCUGUGCAUUGUUUCCAUAACUGAAGUGUACGAGAAGAAUGGUAAAGACUGCUUAAGAGAACAGAAGAUAACAGCUCUUGUUUAUCAUUAAGUCAAUCAUGUUGAGGGACCCCUGUUGAUAUAAACAGCAGACUAGUGGAGGGGACAGAUCCAGUACAGGCAGCAGUUCAGAACAGUAGCAUCAAAACCACUUUGACAGAGAAAGUUUGCAGUCUUAGAAAGAGGGGGGAGGGGGUGGACUAAGAAAAUAGGUUCUGUUGAGUUCUCUUUAAGAUCUGGAUUUCAGGAGACUUAGUUCCUUUUUGAAGUCUGAAAAUUGCUAUUUCCGUACAAACUAAGUUCAGAUGAAGAUUUUGAAUGCAAAUGUGAUGUACAUUACCACACGAUUUGAACAUUGUAUACAGAACAUCACAAGGAAAGAGCAGGGCAGAAUUAAAAUUUGAAAAUUCAUUAAUAGGGAUUGCUGCAUAAGUACCUGUACGUAGAGAAAGACAGGAAAUAAUUAUAAUGUGGCUAUAUGAAGCCACUGCUUAUGGGAAAUUCUACAGGAGUAUUUGCACAGGUGCCUCAGUGAGAGCAUUGCCUGUACAGAUAUACAAGCUAAUGUUUUGGGAUGAUGAUAGCAAAAUAAAACAAAGGUGUGUAUUACAAGGGGAGCAAGUAAGUAGGAGUUAAAUUUCCUGAGCAGUGAACAAAUAAAGGGUGUUUCAAAAUAAAUAUAUGGAUGUUAAGGCUUUGUAGCAUUUAUUACUUUCACCUUACAAAUAUAAAACAGUAAAUGAAAGAGCAACUCAAACGGUUUUGUUUGUGUGCCUGUACAUAAAGGGAAGAGACUGAAACGACCAAGAGUAACUGAAGAACGUGCUGAACGAGUGAGAGCUGUUCACGCAUAGCACCAAAUCAGCUUGGAUGUCUAGUUGUGGUUUAGCAUUUCCAAUGAUGUGUCUGUGGAGACCAUUAAGGAGACACUUAUAACUACGCCCUUAUCGUCUGCAGUUGUUACAAGCUGUAAAAAGCCUACAGCACACAGUUUUUGUGUCAACGUUGAAAUAAACGUUGCUGCAUGACGAUGAAGAUAUUCUGGAUUGUGUGGUCUUCAGUGAUGAUUUGACAUUUCACCUAAGUGAACACUUGUAAGAAAAACUUUUUCAGCUGCUCUUUCAUUUGAUGUAUUAUUUAUAACUGUAAGUUGAAUGUAAUAAAUGCUAUAAAGCCUUAGAACCCGUACAGUCGUUCUGAAACACACUGUGUAUUCCAUGAAACAAUACUUUUGUGAAAUUUAUCACAAAUGGUUAAGAGUAAAGAAAAUUCUUAAUGUUUAUAUUAGUGAGUCAACAGUGUUAGGACAAAGUGCAGCAGGUAAGCAUUCAUUUCAUGUAAAGAGAUACCGCCUCUCAGUGUGCACAGUUCUACUUAGGAAUGUCCCCCCCCCCCCCCCUUCAGAUGUACAUCAUAAAAUCUUAUAAAACAGUGAAUUAACAGGUAGUGUCUAUUGUAAAUAUAUUCUUCAAUUUCAAAACAUGGUGACCCAGUUGCUCGGGUAAACAAGAUCAGGAUCAGCCUGAUUAGUACCAUUAUGAAGGAAGAUUUGAAACACAGAUAUUUUUUUUUUAUUGGAAGCUGUCAGGUGGAUAUUCAGCAUAAUAUUGACUCCGAACCAGAGUAGUACUUAGAAUUUUUUCCAUUAACUAAUCAUGGCCGUAAGUUAAAGAAGUUAUAAGUGGUAGAAAAAAUAGUUGGUGUGACUAGAGAUUGAAUUAUAGAACUUAAGAUUUGUAUUCUAACACUUAUCCAUUGAACCUAAGGAUAUACGUAUUUUUUAUAACAGUUUUUAAUUUAGAUGUUAAUCUUUUACAUUAUAUAUACUAUGAGCAUACCUAUGCUACAGGCAUUUUUUGUCAGUACUUACUGAUACUUUUACUACUUGUCUUUUUCCCACUUUACCAAGUGAGCACCAGUCACGUACUACUUACUGGCUGUCAGAGAUAGAUAUUUCUCAUUACAUUUUCAGGGUCUAAUGUCUAUUGAACUGUGAAUUGUUACAGUGAUUCAGAAUUUAUAUACUAAUAUACAUAAGGCAUCUCUUUUUAUUGCCCUACUCAUAUCUGUUCCUCACAUCUUAUUUGUAAGAUGUCCAGUGUAGGCUAAGUAAUAGAAUACAUGAGGGGUACCCAAAAGAAGCGAACUUUUUAAAAAAAUCUGUUUAUUCAAAUUUUAAGCAUAAACCUUCAAUCCCCUUCAAAGUGCUCUCCAUUCGUACUAAUACAUUUGUAUAGUUUCCCACGAAAUUUUUAAAAGCAUUGUUUGCAUUCAGUUUUUGUGAUGACUUACAGUGCCACCACAUCCAUCAUCAUCAGCUUCUUCUUCUUCUGUUUAUGUAACCACAAAUCUUCUAACUGCCCAUUUGUUCUGUGGCCAGAGCAUCAUAUUUUAUUAAGAGUGUGUGUUACUUCCUGGGUGAAUAAUUAAAGUUGGAACAUAAGUCCUAAAAGGUCUAACCUUCUAGAGGCUAAAGUAAAGAUUACAAUAGAUAAAACAUGUUUGAGGCCUAAUUUCGCACACAGGAAUGAUUUCAUAAAACAUGUUGUGUUUUCAGAUCUCAAUAAAAUAAAACUAAAUAUGUGCAGGCUCAAAACACCUAUAUCAGCAUAAAGUAUUUGUGUUAUGGGAAGAAUAAAGCUCUUAUAGUCAAUUAGUCAAUAGGAAUUAUCAGAUGACUCCGUUACGUAGCAUUAAAAACCAGAAAUGUGUAUUUCAAUCAAUAAUUGGUUACGAUACAAAAAUGUUUGUCAAAAUUACUAGAACUUUUGAGUUUUGAGUUUAUUCAUCACCUGGCAUUCUGGAGUGCGACAUUAUUCUUAGAGAAACUUAUUUUAUAGCUGAAUCAAAGUCACAGAAUAUAGUGUACAUAAGGAGAGAAUUUUAAAAUCUCAAUAGAUGUCAAAUAUAGUACCUGAUAAGUCUCACCAGUUUGCCCUUGCACAAUUUUAGGGAGUUUUCUGUAUAUAGAACAUUUUAAAACAGUGUACUUUGAAAUUCUAAAGUAAUGGUUCUGCGAGCCCUGCUUAUAAUUCAGGUCAAGUGUAAUUUUUGGAUGGAGUUAUUACCAUCUACUAUUCUAUUAUUCUGAAUACUGCUUGAAGUGUAACACUGGAUUUCAAAAUAAAAAAAUUGCUGAUAGAGAA
Schistocerca gregaria is the source of this 14632-nucleotide messenger RNA. It is a transcript of the gene Prp4k, whose product is annotated as serine/threonine-protein kinase PRP4 homolog. Gene Ontology annotation, biological process: peptidyl-threonine phosphorylation; mRNA cis splicing, via spliceosome; peptidyl-serine phosphorylation. The coding region runs from base 359 to 3538 and encodes 1059 amino acids. NCBI's taxonomy places the organism in Eukaryota, Metazoa, Arthropoda, Insecta, Orthoptera, Acrididae. The record is from RefSeq and is a predicted model, not a curated record. The transcript is spliced from 18 exons. Gene Ontology annotation, molecular function: ATP binding; protein serine/threonine kinase activity.